UUUUUGAAAAUUUUUUUGCCCGCAAUCGCAACCGUAGAACAGUGAUAAAACCCCAUGAGCUUCAACGGUCAUUCCCUCCUCGCUCCUCCUCCGGUUUUCCUCAAAAACCCUUCCAAUUUCUUCGAUCUAGAUCCAGAUCGCAAUGGCAAUUGCUUCCCCUUGUUUUCUUGAAUCUGAAGAUCGGCAUCAGGUUUACAGCAGGAAACAGAAGUCUUUGGGGCUCUUGUGUUCUAAUUUUGUGAGCUUGUAUAAUCGGGAUGAUGUGGAAUCGAUCAGUCUUGAUGAUGCUGCGAAGCAGUUGGGCGUGGAGAGGCGAAGGAUCUAUGAUAUUGUCAAUGUUAUGGAGAGCGUUGGGGUUUUGACGAGGAAGGCAAAGAAUCGUUAUUCGUGGAUUGGGUUUUCAGGCAUACCGAAAGCUUUGGAGGAUCUUAAGAAAGAGGCAUUGCGAGAUUUGUCCCGAUAUCCUGGUGAUGAUCAGUGUUCACAAGUCUCUGAAGAAGAGGAGAACGACAGGUCUAUGGAUCAUGAAGAGGGUAUCAGGGAAGACAAAUCUAGCAGUGGCUCCCACAAAAAUGUGAGAUCUGACAACAGGAAAGAAAAGUCAUUAGGCCAACUCACUCAGAAUUUUGUCAAGCUAUUCCUCACAUCCAAUGCUGACACUGUCUCGCUUGAUGAGGCUGCACGGUUGCUACUUGGUGAUUGCAAUGAUGCGACACAGAUGAAGACCAAAGUUCGGCGUCUGUAUGACAUAGCCAAUGUUUUGUCUUCUAUGAAUCUCAUAGAGAAGACACAACAAGUGGUGACAAAGAAACCAGCCUUUCGAUGGUUGGGAAAUCAAGGGAAGCCAGACAUGGGUGUUACAGUUGCCAUACCUCCCUGCACAUCACAGAUAAAGAAGAGAACCUUUGGUUCAGAGAUCACUAAUUUGGACUUCAAGAGGAGCAGAUCAGUCUCUUAUGUGGAUAAGAAACCUGACAACCUGCAAAUGAGAAAAGAGGACUUGAAGGCUUGCAAUUUGGCAGCUCAGAAGCAAUUGCAGACUUCAAAAGGUUAUGUUUUUGGCCCUUUCCAGCCUGGUGGUGUAACAAGAGAAGGUGGCAAUGAGUCUGAUAUGGGCAGGAGCAAGGUUCAGGACUGGGAGAGUUUGGCUUCUUCUUUUCGCCCACAGUAUCACAAUCAAGCUUUGAGUGAUCUCUUUGCCCACUAUUUGGAGGCAUGGAAAUCCUGGUUUGCUGAAGUUACUCAAGGGAGUAGCAGCAGCCUGCAGCAGCCUUACAAGUCAAUCAUCAACCAGCUUUCUUAAGAGUUUCUAAUCUCUUGUUGUAUACCAUUCCAUCUUGACUGCAUAUUCAUGAUAAUUCACCUGUACAACAAGCUCAUGAACAUUUUAUUGUUAAAGGUGUUUUUGUUUUUUUAAAAGUAUUUUUGAUUGGGAUUCUUGUUAUUAUCUCAAUACAAGAAACCUCAUUUUGUUAACAUGACUACAUACACUGGUCUUUUGUUUUCUGAUGACCAAUGUUGCUGUUGAACGCCCGGCAUCUGCUGAAAGAUAUGCAAAUGGACAUCGAAAUACAUGCAAUAUCAAGGUUACAACACAAUUUUGUAUUGAGGUUUUUA
Molecule: messenger RNA, 1617 nt
Organism: Dioscorea cayenensis subsp. rotundata (Guinea yam)
Lineage: Eukaryota; Viridiplantae; Streptophyta; Magnoliopsida; Dioscoreales; Dioscoreaceae
Product: E2F transcription factor-like E2FF
Exons: 10
Coding region: 143-1303 (386 amino acids)
Biological process (GO): regulation of transcription by RNA polymerase II
Cellular component (GO): RNA polymerase II transcription regulator complex
Molecular function (GO): DNA-binding transcription factor activity, RNA polymerase II-specific; RNA polymerase II cis-regulatory region sequence-specific DNA binding
Source: RefSeq, a predicted model, not a curated record